This is a messenger RNA of Pseudo-nitzschia multistriata, 1416 nucleotides long. Lineage: Eukaryota; Bacillariophyta; Bacillariophyceae; Bacillariales; Bacillariaceae. The record is from the annotation of a GenBank genome assembly.
UUAAUAACAAACUUCUGUGCCGUUCAACAUGGUUUUUGUGUCUUUUUUUUCCAAAGCCGCACUCACGACCAACUCGAAGAAAGUUGUCGGAACAACAGUGGUCCGUGCGCUUUGUAAGUCCGGUGGGAUCAAUGAYGGAYCAUUUUGUAGAUUAUGCGAUCUGUUAUGGCUCUAGCUAUGGGAGAUAAAUUUGAUCGUUGCGGGUUGCUCCCUUUCAUUCAUGCUUCUAUCUGCUUCGAGUCAUCGCUUCAAUUACUUGAGGCAUGUGUCGUCGAUCGCAAAUUCAUCUCUGUGGAUGUUUAUUGCACACCACGAACAAACGGAAGCAGCAGCAAUUCUUACUCCUAAUUGACUAUUCCAAUUUACUUUAUUCUUUUAUUUGUUUUGUUUGCCAUGCAAUGCWCGGGCGAUAUGCCACCUAGCUUCGGUUGCUCCGGCAUGGGAAGGAGGAGUUCCCGACAGCGUGAAGCGUGUAGGCAAGACCUCAGCCUUCCCCAAUGAAUACCCCGGAAUGAGUUACGAAUUCAACUGGGCUCUGAAUGGAGAUGGAGUCACCCCUCUUAAACGAUCCGCGUUCCGAAUCAACAAACCAUUGGAUCUCAAGGUAGCCGGUCUGGCCCUUCCGAAGACAAAUCCGCUAAAGGUAAAGGGCAAGGCCAUCGCCGAAGCUGGAACCGAAGCCUUGUCGUUUGAAAGCUUUGACCAAUUUUGUCAGGAGGCGAGAGAUCAAUUGUCGCUGUCGGACAAUUUGUUUUGCCCAGAGGGUCACGUCCCCGGAACACAUGCCGGUGUCCGCGUUAUUUCGAAUUCAAGUGCCCUGGCCCCGAGUCUAUUGGCCUACCUGGAUCGAUGUCCAAAAAAGUCUCCACCGGAUUCCAUGCCUAUCACCUGUUUUGUUUUGGAGGGGCACGCCGAAGAAUUCUCUGGUUACUCGAUUGAAGAGAUCGAGGUGCCAAUAGCACCAGAAGACGGUGUCAGUGUGUUUGAUCUUGGAUAUCAGCCCAAAGAAGCAAAGUCGGUAGCAACCGUUGUUGUUGUUGGGAAGAAACCCGAACUGGCCAAAGUUGUUGCUGSCAUAGAAGCUAGUCAGAAGGCGCUCGCCGAAGACGAAAUCGAGCGUGCGAAAUCGAGCGAAGAGAAAGCCGAAUAGAUAGCAACUUCAUUAUUUGUUUUCUGCGAAUGAGCAACUCUAGUGUUUUUACCUAGUAGAUGUGUAUGGUAAGAUGAUGGCAAGUUUUCAUACCCUGCAAUGGAAGCAGAUUUUUAUAAAUCUAAUAUCAACUUCCCUUCCUCAGAAGUAGGGUUGAUUUUAUUGGUUUUUAUUGACACUGAAGCAACUCUCGCUCAAGUGGCAGACUUCACCUCGAGAGAAAUAAACCGAAGAUGCAGUUUGCGGAAUAAUUGUAUCCAGAAAUC